Molecule: messenger RNA, 1527 nt
Organism: Spinacia oleracea (spinach)
Lineage: Eukaryota; Viridiplantae; Streptophyta; Magnoliopsida; Caryophyllales; Amaranthaceae
Product: beta carbonic anhydrase 5, chloroplastic
Exons: 9
Coding region: 301-1200 (299 amino acids)
Biological process (GO): carbon utilization
Molecular function (GO): zinc ion binding; carbonate dehydratase activity
Source: RefSeq, a predicted model, not a curated record
GUACAGUUGUAGUCUGACAUAGUUUUCUCCGUCUUUGUUGGAGAGACUUUACUUGUUACAGUAAAAAGACGCAGAUCUGAUAACCUAACAAAGAACAACUCCUUACCAACAUCACAACUGUAAAUUUCUCUCUCCUCCUUUAUUUUAUGAAUCAAGAACAAUCGAAUGAGCACCUCAACUCCAACACCACUCCUAAUUUCUAUUAUUAAAGUUUCAAAUUCUCUUCUCCCAGAUGUCUGCUGUCACUACCACUAGUUCUUCUUCUACCUUUUUCUCUCUCUUUCUCUCUCCUUUUUUAUUAUGGCUUCUCUUCAAUCUGCUUCUCUUUCUUCAUUCCUCGAUUUCUCCAACAAUUCCAAUAUCUUUGGUUCGACUUUAAAAUUGGGAGGAAGUGACCUGACCCUUUUCAGAAUAUCGACUAAUUUUACCAAGACUAAUCCUGUCUUGAGACUAAAAGCUUCAAGAAUAUCUCCCGAGCUGACUAAAGAGGCUGAAAAUAUCAGAGAAAAAAUGUCGGAAGAAACUUUGAAUGUUCAUGAUCCAUUUUGUGAUGUGAAACAACGGUUUUUAAGUUUUAAGAAGGAUGUAUACUUGAAGAACUUAGAACACUAUCAGAACCUUGCCGAGACUCAGUCACCCAAGUUUACAGUGAUUGCCUGUGCAGAUUCUAGAGUUUGCCCUUCUAACAUCCUUGGAUUUCAACCUGGAGAUGCUUUCACUGUGCGGAAUGUGGCGAAUCUGGUGCUUCCUUUUGAGACUGGCCCCCCAGAGACAAAAGCUGCGCUUGAAUUUUCGGUUAAUACUCUUCAGGUUGAAAAUAUUCUAGUUAUUGGACAUAGCCGAUGUGGGGGAAUCCGUGCUCUCAUGAGUAUGCAGGAUGAAGAAGAAGAUUCAAGGAGCUUCAUUAAAAGUUGGGUUACUUUUGGCAAGAACGCAAGGGCUAGCACCAAAGCUGUGGCUUCCAACCUCAACCUCGACUCACAGUGUCGACACUGUGAAAAGGAAUCAAUCAACCAUUCACUAAUGAACUUGCUUACGUACCCUUGGAUCAAAGAAAGAGUUGCGAAAGGUACACUUUCGCUCCAUGGAGGUUACUAUGAUUUUGUGGACGGCACAUUUGAAAAGUGGACACUUGAUUAUAAUCACAAGGUUGAGGACGGUCAAAUGUGCUCAAUUAAAAGCCGGGAAUUUUGGAGCUGAUUUGUGCUUCAUUUCUGUUCUUCAAUUUCUUCUGUAUCCAUCAGUUAUGCUGCUUGUAUUGUAUUAGUAUGGUUUUUCUUUGAAUGCGUUGUGAUUCUAGUAUUCUUGAUGGGAGAUAAGGGCUCCAGUUACGUACAUGGAUCAUCUCUCGUUACUAGAGAUAUCACAUUUUACUCCCCUCCUUUAAUAGAUACGUAGUAGUAAUUUGGUACUACUAUUACUACUACUACUACGUAUCUUCCCAGUUGAGUUCAUGGUUUGUAACUUUGUAAGAUACUUGUAUAUUUUAACUUAUUUAUAGACAAAAGUGUGAUUGUUUGGGCAUAA